UUACGCGUGGGACCGACAGUACACGAUAUAUUGAUUUUCUCUGCUGGCAACAUCACCGUUCUAGCAGCUUUCGCAUUUUAGCUUCCCUGUAAACAUGUUUUACUGCACAUGAUCCAUGUAAACACGAAGAGUGCGAUUAUUUUCGUGUGUCACUUAGACGUCUGAUCAGUGAGCAGGGCAGAGAUUGGCGGGUGUUUAAUUUUCGAUGUUGAAGUAUUGGAGAUUUUAAAGCGUGAUAGAGAAUGUAACACCAGUGUCAUGACUGUGAAGGCUUCAGCUUCCUUUUACCUCACAUAACGCGAAUAUAAGCAUAUUAUUUUUCUAUCAAAAAAUACGUUUCGAACUGUAUGAAGAUCAUUGGCCUCCUUGUGCAAUUAAUAUUAAAAAUCGUUACUUCAGUCUUCGCGUUCACAUAUUAAUAUUAUAAUUAACUUACCAUUAAAAGAAAGAAAUUGUGUACCGGUACGGGUUUGUUGUGGGUCGUCAUCGUUUUAAAGAAUUUGUGUACAAGUUUUAAUUUAGCAAUGUAUCUGCCAUGGUAUUUGCAAGCAUGUCUGACAGACAGCCACAUGACAAGUUCUCCCCCAAAACGUCCCAAUUCACAGCCAUCUGAAGGAAGACUCGACAGAAAAAUGGCUUCCGGCUCCGAGCGUAGUGGUGAAAGCCACGUGGCUGGUGAAGAUGUCACAGAGAUGCGUGUGGGCAUUGAUGAUUUGCCUGAUGAGGUACUGUUAAUGAUUUUCUCUCACUUGUCCUUCAGUGAGCUAAUAGAUGUGGUACGGAACGUGUGCCAUCGUUGGAGAAGACUGUAUAAGGUUCGGAAGUUGUGGCAUAACAAGGAAUACCAUAUUGGGGUAUCAAAGCACUGUGACUCGGACUCCUGUAGAUGUAGCACGAAUGAGCGGGAGAUGAUACGGACUUUCAUGAAUGCCCCGUAUUUGCGUAAGGUACACCUGUGGCAAGGCGUCACCUCACACGUCAUCUAUAUGCUCUCCGCAAGAUGUUUCAAACUGUUGGAGCUCCGCCUGCCUCAUACCCAGAAGCUUACCCACUUGAUGCUGGAUAACUUGUUCGAGAAGUGUUCCCAAAUACUCAAACUGAGGAUAUCUUAUACGCUGCUGAGCUCCGAGAAAUGCGUAAAGACACUAACACAUCUAAAGUACCUCCGUGUGCUGGAUCUGCUAGCGCGCUCCAGGGAAGAAAAUAGCGGAUCUCUCGUGCUGCCGCCUGGUGUGCUGCGACCUUUACAUGACGGGUGUCCCCGACUGGCAAGGGUCGACUUUGGGUGUCUGCAUGUCAAUAUUUCUGACUUGUGGAACUUCCUGAAUGCCAAGAGGAGCACCCUAGAGUACAUACGCGUAAAGUGGGCAAUGGAUAGAACGAGUUGUGUCCCACCGUUGCUGACAGUCUGUGCCGACAAACUGCAACGUCUGGAACUUUACGACUACAACAUAGCCCGGCGCGUAGCGAGUGAGGCGUUCACUGCUCUGGGAAGCCUGAAGAAUCUGUGGGAACUUAAGAUAUCCCUCAAUCGCAAGCUGCCACGUGGUACAGCUGCUCUGGCAUUUACGACUGGAGGACUGCCGAAAUUGAGGCAUCUGUACAUUUGGUACGCAUCCGGCCUGGACGAUGACGUAGUGGUUGCCAUCAUCCGCGGUUGCCCCGCUUUGCAGGUACUCGCCAUCAGAGAUGCAUAUUUGGUGUCAGACGCUGCCUUCUGCGAGAUCUCCCAUCUGGAACAUCUUGAAACGCUGGACGUGUCUUCUUGCAGAGGUCUCACUGGAGCCUUUUUCUCUCACCUCACUGCCCUACCACGACUUCACACAUUGCGAAUGGAAAAGAUGGAUUUUACAAAGCUGCAACCAGGUCUGAACAGUAUCCUUGAAUUGUCUGCUGUGCGCUGCCUGAGAUUUGAUUAUUCCCGUCUUACUGGAGUGCCAUUUGACCAGUUUCCAGGAAAGCUGAUCAGUCUCAGGGAGUUGAAAAUCCCAGGAUGUGUCGGUGACCCUAAAGCCACAGAUGGCCUCGCUGAGCGUAUGCCUGGUCUUCAAAUCUGCGGCAGCAUUGAAGCUGAGCAACCAGCUUUAGAGGCUGCGUAUUGCGAGAGUGACACGGAACUGUAAGAGGAAGACAACAGAAGGCCUAGCAAUGCAGAUCGAUCGUGGUUCGACAGUUUGGAUAGUGACUAAAACAGUAAUGGUGAUCGUAGCAGUAAGAGUGAUGAGGGUAUUUAGGAUGAAAGCAGUAUAUCUAUUAUUCUAGAGGAAGUAGAAAAGUGGUAUGGUAUUUAUAAGGACCUCUAACUCUAAAUACUGAUUGCAUCUCAGCUGUAACUGUGUAACUGAGUAAAAAUUAAUACUCUUCUACUGUUGUUACAGCAGUGUGUGUUGUAGUGGACAGAUAAUUGCUGUCAGACCAAAAAUAGUCACAAAUUUUUAUGACAUUGUAGCUAAACUGGAUGUGCUGUAGUAUCAUGUUAAAAUAGGCAAAAACUGUUUUGAAGCAAUGUAAUUUGUAAUACGAGGGUUGUCCGUAAAAUAAGGUUCCAGUGACGCUACAGUCCUGAAAAGUGCUGUUACGGUGGAUCCUGCGUUUCUGUAGUGUACCUCGGUUCCCCCACUCCAAAUCGUCUCCAUAGCGAGCUGCCUGCAGAGCUCAGUCUCGGCUUGGCAGCCGUACGUGAUGGUUCUCCCCUCGCUUCGCCUGCCGGGUGUGAGCUGCACUCGGUGAUCUGUUUCCUGUCUGCAAAAAACAUUGGGUGCCAGUAGAAAUCCAUUCCCAGCUAUGCGAAACCUAUGGAGACAAGUGUAUGUGCAUACAAUUUGUGCGCUGGUGCAGAGAGUUCAAGAACGGGCGUACUGACAUCCAUGAUGAGGAGUGUUCCAGAUGGCCAUCUGUUUCUGACGGAACAGUCCCAAAAGUGGAGGCAGCGGUGCUCGCAGAUCCAAGAGUGACGAUUCGUGAGCUCUCCGAAAUGAUCCUGUCAGCAAAACCUCUAUUGACAAGAUUUUGAUGGUGCAUAUAGGGUAUGCUAAGGUUUGUGCGAGGUGGGUGCCAAGAAUGUUGACUGAAGACCACAAAUGUCAACACGUUGAAGCGGCCCAAGAACUUCUUCAAGAUCACAGAACUCGUGGCGAGCAAUACCUCGACUCCAUCGUCACUGGAGACGAGACUUGGGUGCACUACCACACACCCGAAACCAAAGAACAGUCCAAACAAUGGAAGCACCCAGAGUUGUUGAGAUCGCGAAAAUUCAAACGAACGCAAAGUGAUCGCAGCAGUGUUUUGGGACAGGAAGGGGGUACUGUUAUGCAAGUUCUUGCCCACCGGCACAACAAUCAACACUGCUGGGUACUGUGAGACACUGCAAAAAUUGUGCCGUGCAAUUCAAAACAAGAGGAGGGGUAUGUUGUCCAAGGGGGUGCGUUUGCAUCAGGAUAAUGCUCAGCCGCACACCGCUAAAGCCACCAAUGAGCUAAUUUCAAAAUUUGGAUUGGGUAUUGUCAAACACCCACCCUACAGUCUGGACAUAGCCUCAAGCGAAUACCAUCUCUUCCCUGACAUGAAGAAACACCUGGGUGGAACGCAUUUCAGCGACAGAGAAGAGUUGGAAGAAGCGGUUCGUAGGUAACUGCGUGGCUUGGUGGCAGACUUUUUUGACUUGGGCAUUCAAAAGCUUGUGCACCUCAUGCAGAAAUGUAUUGACCUCAGUGGCGACUAUGUAGGAAAAUAGGUUAAAGUCUGAACUUUCCAAAAAUAUAGCAUUCAUGAAAUAAACAUGUUUUACACUAUGAAAAAAAAAAUGGGAACCGUAUUUUACAGACACCCUUCAUAAU
Schistocerca cancellata (South American locust) is the source of this 3836-nucleotide messenger RNA. RefSeq lists its product as uncharacterized. NCBI's taxonomy places the organism in Eukaryota, Metazoa, Arthropoda, Insecta, Orthoptera, Acrididae. Gene Ontology annotation, molecular function: protein binding. Gene Ontology annotation, cellular component: SCF ubiquitin ligase complex. Gene Ontology annotation, biological process: SCF-dependent proteasomal ubiquitin-dependent protein catabolic process. The record is from RefSeq and is a predicted model, not a curated record. The transcript is spliced from 8 exons. The coding region runs from base 525 to 2123 and encodes 532 amino acids.